Molecule: messenger RNA, 1815 nt
Organism: Gymnodraco acuticeps
Lineage: Eukaryota; Metazoa; Chordata; Actinopteri; Perciformes; Bathydraconidae
Product: NAD-dependent protein deacylase sirtuin-5, mitochondrial-like
Exons: 8
Coding region: 58-972 (304 amino acids)
Molecular function (GO): NAD+ binding; protein-malonyllysine demalonylase activity; protein-succinyllysine desuccinylase activity
Source: RefSeq, a predicted model, not a curated record
UGUGUUAUUUUUCAUGUUUUUCACGUGUUCAUCUGGUCGUCUUGGACAACAGUGACAAUGCUACUCCAGAAUCGAGCUGUGAUUGCCCUUGGUCUUCGCAUUUGCUCCACAAAUGUGCUGAAAGGACCUUUGAUGGACACAGCAAGACCCAACUCAGACAUGUCUGAAUUCCGCAAGGUUUUUUCCAAAGCCAAGCACAUAGCAAUCAUCACAGGGGCAGGUGUGAGUGCAGAGAGUGGAGUACCAACCUUCAGGGGAGAACAUGAGAAGUGGAGGAAGUGGCAAUCUCAGGACCUGGCGUCCCCAGAGGCCUUCUCUCGAACACCGUCCCGGGUCUGGGAGUUUUACCAUUACAGGAGAGAGCUGGCUUUGAACAGGAAGCCCAGUGCUGCCCAUCUGGCUAUAGCCGAGUGUGAGGCCCGGCUGAAGAAGCAGGGGCGCUCGGUGGUGGUCAUCACCCAGUGCACCGACGACCUGCACCGACAGGCCGGGUCCAAACAUCUGCUCAAGAUUCAUGGCAGUCUUAUGGAGACGCGCUGUGUGAGUUGUGGACACGUGGCUGUCAACAAGCGGAGCCCCAUAUGUGCUGCCCUAAAGGACAAAGGCGCACCUGACGCAGAUGUUGCCGAUGCCCAGAUUCCUGUGGAUAAACUACCAAGGUGUGGCGAAAGAGACUGCCGCGGUCUUCUGAGACCCAACGUGGUGUUUUUUGGAGAAACCAUGGACUCUCAUAUCCUGACCAAGGUGGAAGAACAGAUGGAAACCUGUGAUCUCUGUCUGGUGGUGGGCACAUCUUCCAUUGUUUACCCAGCAGCCAUGUUUGGGCCCCAGAUUGCAUCAAGGGGCGUCCCAGUGGCGGAAUUUAACACCAAUACAACUCCAAAAACGGAGUACUUCACGUUCCACUUCCAGGGUCCAUGUGGAACAACGCUUCCCCAGGCUUUGGCGCAACAUGAAUCGGAGAGUAUUUAAGUUUGUAAAAAUAAUUACUUUACAAACGGUAACCAGCGGCUUCUUCUACAUACUAAUGCAAUCAAAGGCUCGAUGGGUGGUGCAUAGCAUUAUUUUAUUCAAAUGUUUGCCUUACAAUAAGUUGUUUAUGCUUGGUAGAUGGAGGGUUAAGCUUAGAAUGUAGCUUGUUUAAACUUGUAGAUGGAUAUCUUAAUACUUGAAUAUACUGUAUAGCUGGAUAAACUGGAAAUGGGGUUUUGUAUGUUUGAUAUAUUUACUGCUUUUGAGUUAGGCAGGAGCUAUGCAGUUUGGUAUACCAUAGGGAAUGCACUAUGUGUAGUUAUUUGCAUUGGAUAUUGUAUCCUGAGAUAUUAGAGGGUAUUACUAUUCCUAUAUAAUGUUGCGUAUAAGAAUAUUCAUUUUUUCUCUACUGAACAGAUGUAUGUAGUAAAAUAAUCUUGUGCCUUUCAAAGCUGUUUACACAACCUUGACCAAAGGCUUGCUUUAAACCUUACGUGCAAAUCAACCAAUGUUACAGUUCCAGAGUUUGCUUUGACCAAGGACAGAGAAGGUAGAGAGGGGGAAAUGUUCUCUGUUCAAUCCUAGCCUGAUGCCGCAUAAACUCCUUCUCAUGCUGUUUGAAGGUUUUGUAGGAAAUCAAUAGGUACAUGUCAUGGGUUAUUCAAAAAUAGAUCGUUUUUUUCUUUUUCAAAUAUAUGUUUAACUGUAGAUGGAAAUUGUAUAAAAAUGAAAGCAAUCACAUAUUUGAUAACCCUGCCUUUAAACAUCACGCACAAUUCCUUGAUGUUGAUGAAAACUUCCAAUGCAAUAAUAGAGAAUGUUAUUAUUAAAACACUAAAUGUA